GGCUCUAGGUGACAGUCAGUAUAUUAGACUUCCCGAAGAGAGAAGAAGAAACCGUCUGCUACAACCUGUUGACUGUUGUGAGUUGAGACGCGCUUCUCGCUUGUUUCUUAUAGGAGCGUGAGAAGGUUCAGGACCUGUACUUUGCUCUCCUCCACCGGCCACAGCGGCUUUCAAUCGCAUACCGGAGCAAGCUGGAUUCCCGGAGUUCUUCACCAUGUGUGGCGGGGUUUAGGUACUCAAUGGAGCACGCUAACUUGUACGAGGUCGCCCCUCGGCCGCUGAUGACCCCCGUCGCCCCGCACAGCACCUGCUACAAAGACCCCCCGCAGCAGGGCGACUUCCGCCACAUCAGUGAAAUCUGCGACAAUGAGAACUCUAUCGACAUCAGCGCCUACAUCGACCCCUCGGCCUUCAACGACGAGUUCCUGGCAGACUUAUUUCACCACAACUCCAAACAGGAGAAGCUGCGACUGAUGAACGGCGAGUACGAGUACAACCAGGGCAGCAGCGGUCACCCGGGCCCCCCGCCGCACCAACAGCACCAACAGCACCAGCAGCAACAUCAGCAGCAGCAGGUGUACCCGGGUCACCCGGGCUACCUGGACUCAUCCAAACUGGAGCCCGUGUUCGACAGCCUCUCCACCAGGAUCAGACCGGUGGCCAUCAAGCAGGAGCCCCGGGACGACGAUGACAUGAGCCAGUCCAUCGCGCCCAACUACCCUCAUCACUCCCACCACCCCCAUAACCCCCAGCACCUCCCGCACCUCCAGUACCAGAUUGCGCACUGUGCGCAAACGACCAUGCACCUCCAGCCCGGGCACCCGACGCCGCCGCCGACCCCCGUGCCCAGCCCGCUGCAGCAGCAGCACAGUGGGGUGACCGCGGCGCACAUGAAGAUGCUGGGUGGCGGCGAGCGGAUCAAGAAGAAGCGCGUCGACAAGAACAGCCCCGAGUACCGCAUGAGGAGGGAGAGGAACAACGUGGCCGUGAGGAAGAGCAGAGACAAGGCCAAGAUGCGCAACGUGGAGACGCAACACAAGGUGGUCGAGUUGGCGUCCGACAACGAUAGGCUGCGCAAACGAGUGGAGCACCUGACCCGGGAGCUGGACACGUUAAGGGGCAUCUUCCGACAGCUCCCUGACGGCUCCUUUAAACCCAUGGGCAGUUGUCAGUGAAGCCGGACUAUAAACAUUUUGGACUUACAUGAACAUUUGAUGACACAUACUUGUAUAGUUGGACACUGCUAGAUCCUGAGGAGGAAUCAAAAGUGCGCAACAGUUGUUGAGGGUCAGGCAGCUGAGAAUACAUGUGCCUUUCUAACACACAAUAAGCUCAUCCCCGCGUCUACACGGUGGACUUAAAGUCGUCUUGUGCCUUUUUGUAUAAAAUGGUGUGAUUUGUCACGCUGGACUUAUAUCCGUGCAGCUAAAGCGGGACACGGUCAUUUAAACCACAACCGUCGCCUGUUUGGGGUGCAAGUUACCAACAAUUUCUCUCUACAUUCUCUUUAUAGCGCUGUACAAUUCACAAUGCUUAAAGACUCUCUUCAUAUGUCUGUGUGUGUUAUUUACAUCAAUAACUGCAGUUUAUUGAACAAUAGGCCCAUAUUCCAUGGUACACAAUAUAUCCACUUGUUGCGGUCUGCAGAAUGCCCAAAACAGACCCGAGAUCAGCUGUGGUAUACCUGCGCAACCUGCUGUGUGCGCUAAAUGUCGUCCAAACGCGUUAACGCGGCAAAAUGAAGCAAAUUGUAUUUUUCCAGAAUGUCUUACGGUUACUGAUCUUCGAGUCGUGGACCGUCGUUGACUAUUUAUGUGUUGCCGAUCAGAGGGGAACGCGAGAGGGCUUCUAUGCAACGCGUUCACCUGUGAGUCCGCGCUGUGCACCGUCCGAGGGAACCACCGCCCUUCUCUGUGCCUUCAACCUUUUAUGUGCUCUGAACGCUUUAGAUUCAUCUCGAACUCAUUUUAGAGUAAGAAAUCAAAGACAAGGAAGCACUUUGCCAGUUACGCCAAUGUUAUACCAAUGUUUCGAUAUGUCUCAAUUGUAAAAUACAGCUAUAUAUUUGUUUAUGUGUGUGUAUUCACCAAACAUGUCUACAUAAUUGUAAUAAAAAGUGCCCAUUUUACUUGGCUUGUCCUGAAUCGGUUUUAUACUCC
Molecule: messenger RNA, 2159 nt
Organism: Gadus chalcogrammus (walleye pollock)
Lineage: Eukaryota; Metazoa; Chordata; Actinopteri; Gadiformes; Gadidae
Gene: cebpa
Product: CCAAT enhancer binding protein alpha
Exons: 1
Coding region: 240-1175 (311 amino acids)
Biological process (GO): regulation of transcription by RNA polymerase II; DNA-templated transcription; myeloid cell differentiation
Molecular function (GO): RNA polymerase II cis-regulatory region sequence-specific DNA binding; DNA-binding transcription factor activity, RNA polymerase II-specific
Source: RefSeq, a predicted model, not a curated record